This is a messenger RNA of Cottoperca gobio, 2171 nucleotides long. RefSeq names its product peripherin (gene prph). The record is from RefSeq and is a predicted model, not a curated record. Lineage: Eukaryota; Metazoa; Chordata; Actinopteri; Perciformes; Bovichtidae. Gene Ontology annotation, molecular function: structural constituent of cytoskeleton. Gene Ontology annotation, biological process: intermediate filament organization. Gene Ontology annotation, cellular component: axon; cytoplasm; plasma membrane.
AUGUCCUGUUGCAUCACGAGCAUCUCCAAGCCUCCAGCUCUCCUUCUUUCUACAGCGACAGAGAACAGAACAAGACCGACCAUGAGCCACUCUUCAAUGCAUAGCUCAACUUCCUACAGGCGCACCUUUGGAAGCCCACACCCCAUCUCCAUGUCCUCUUACUCCCCUGUGUCCUCCCGUAUGCCCGCUAAUGGCGGCCGCUAUAUGCGCUCAAUGUCACCUGCGGUUGCAUCCCGCUCCACCACCUACCACCAACAGCGUUCUCGCCCCGUUGCCCAGCCUCCUCGCCUCUCCUACGACAAGGUGGACUUCACCCUGUCUGAAGCCAUCAACCAGGAGUUCCUGACCACCCGCAACAACGAGAAGGCCGAGCUGCAGGAUCUCAAUGACCGCUUUGCCAGCUUCAUCGAGAAGGUGCGUUACCUGGAGCAGCAGAAUGGUGCACUGCAGCAUGAGCUGAACCAGUUCAAGGGCCAGCAGCAGCAUGGGCAGCCCAACCGCGCUUCCGACCUCUUCCAGGAUGAGCUGAGGGACCUGCGCCGUCAACUGGAUGCCACCGGUAAGGAAAGGGACCAGUACCAAAUGGAGAGGGACAACCUGGCUGAAGACCUGGUCCUUCUGAAGCAGAGGUUGGAUGAAGAAGCCCAGAAGAGGGCAGAUGCUGAGAAUAACCUGGUUGCCUUCCGCAAGGAUGUUGACGAUGCUACAUUGUCCCGUCUGGAGCUGGAGAGGAAGAUCGAGUCUCUGAUGGAUGAGAUUGAAUUCCUUAAGAAGCUCCAUGAUGAAGAAAUCCAGGAUGUACAAGUGAGUGUCCAGACCCAGCAGCUGAAGAUGGAGGUGGAAACCACCGCCAGGCCCGACCUAACUGGUGCACUGAGGGACAUCAGGGCCCAAUAUGAGACCAUUUCCUUGAAGAACAUGCAGGAAUCUGAGGAGUGGUACAAGUCCAAGUUUAAUGAUCUGACUGAGUCUGCAAAGAACAACUCUGAUGCUCUGAGGCAGGCCAAGCAGGAGGCCAAUGAGUCCAGGAGGCAGAUUCAGUCUCUCAACUGUGACAUUGAAUCAGUGAAGAACACGAAUGAAGCUCUGCUGAGGCAGAUGCGUGAAAUGGAGGACCAGUUUACCAAUGAGAUCGGCAACUACCAGGACAACGUAGGCAGACUGGAGGCUGAGAUCCACCACCUGAAGGAAGAGAUGGCUCGCCACCUUCGGGAGUACCAGGACCUCCUCAAUGUCAAAAUGGCUCUGGAUAUUGAGAUUGCUACUUACCGUAAACUGCUGGAGGGGGAGGAGAGCAGGAUUACUGUUCCCAUCCUCAAUAUUGGCAUGAUGAGUCACCGUGGUGAGCGAGACUAUGAACCCAUUUCAGACAACCUGAGCAAGAGGACUGUGGUGAUCAAGACAGUUGAGACUAGGGACGGAGAGGUGGUAAAGGAAUCCAAGAGGGAGAAGGAGAGAGAGUCAGACCGCACCAACAAGGACGACGACGACGAGUAGAAAAAAUCUGAUUUGAAAAUGUGAAAGACGGAGCCAUGCAAGAAAAAAAUACAUAAGAAACAAGGAGAAAACCUCCAAAAAAGAAACUCCGGUCUAUAUAGUCCUCAUUCCUACUAGUUAUGUGUCAAAUCAUCUAACAGAGAGUCUCUCAGUAUUGGUGCAAUGUUGAAUAAAUCCCUUUAGAAAGUGUCACUUUGGUGCCAUUUAAGCCACCCAACUUUUGCUAAACACGUGUGUCAUCUGUAGGGCUAAGCAAAGCCACUUUAUUAACAUACCACUCGAGGCCUUUAUUUACAGUGCAAUCCCAUGGAAUCCUUAGACGGCGUCACGUUUGUAGCAGAGUAUUAAACUGCAGGCUGAAAUAGAAAGUUUAAAUGGAGGAUUUUAGUAGUUUGUGUCAUAGAUAUGACUAAUAAUUAAACUUCAGAAACUGCCCUCUGGUCAACACACCUUAAAAGACAGACUGAGAAUAAUUGAACCUAUUUGUAUUUGUUUUAGAAGCUUUGCUCUCCUCUUAUAGUGCAACAAAAACUAAUCUGGAUUAUUAAUAAACAUGUAUAACAGGAAAUGUAGACAGUCACCAACUGAAAAUACUUUAGCAGGAAUGUGCUUUGCAAUGCUGUGCGAAUCUGGCACUAUUCAUGAGUGAAUAAGUAAGUGCAAAUAAACUUAAU